AUGAACCUGAAGACGAGGAUGAUUACCACCCAAGGUACAGGCCGCCUCCCUUCUGUCCAGAUUGUGGAACCAGAUCGCAUCCGGGAAACUGUCGUCCCCGUUGCCAUCGCUGCGAUAGAAGACAUUUCGGAGAAAUGCGCGGACAUCGGCCAUUCGUGGCGACACUGUCGACUGCUCAUCCCCAACCACAUAUGGCGCAAGGAACAUUGUGGAUUGCACACUACAAUCCAAAAUGUGAAUAUCACUGUGCCUGUGAUUGACCCUGCGCCAACCUUUACACCAACAUCUCUGAACGCAGCAAUCCUCUCCCAGCUGGACAUAGCCCUCCAUGGGCUCCAUCGCAAGGCAGGCGUUCCUAACCAUUCACGUGUCAUGCUGAACAAUGUUAAUAUAACCACCAAAAUCCUUGCUGCUGAGAGAAAAGCUCCUCUUGCUCCGGAUACCUCGCUAAUGGAUAGAGUCCAACGCAUUCCAACUGGACCACGAUCAAACAUUCCCAAUACUCGACCCGUUCCUACGAAGCCCGCCUUCGCCCAGGCAGCAUUUGCUCGUUGGGGCUUUUCCCAGCCUGUGUUUGGUCAAACUGCGUUUUCUCAGCCGACUUUUAUACAAAACAACUCCGUCGGCAUGACUCCAACUUGGCCCCGUCACAGCCAGCGUUCUGUGGAUUCGAAAUACUAA
This is a messenger RNA of Penicillium hordei, 681 nucleotides long. RefSeq lists its product as uncharacterized. The transcript is spliced from 2 exons. Bases 1 to 681 code for a protein of 226 amino acids. NCBI's taxonomy places the organism in Eukaryota, Fungi, Ascomycota, Eurotiomycetes, Eurotiales, Aspergillaceae. The record is from RefSeq and is a predicted model, not a curated record.